CCACUGACUCCACUCUAAACCUCAUUUCAUUUCUCUGUCCUCACAUUUCUUUUUUCUUCUUCCAGAAAUCGAUUCUCGCUGUCAAUCUGUAAACAUGGCUAACCACGAGGGUCAAGGAAGUGAGAAAAAUUCUGGAAAUUCUCGUGUCAGCCUCAAUGAAAGGAUUCUCAACUCAAUGUCACGAAGAUCUGUUGCUGCUCAUCCCUGGCAUGACUUGGAGAUCGGGCCCGGUGCACCUGCAGUUUUCAACUGUGUGGUUGAAAUUGGAAAAGGCAGCAAAGUUAAGUAUGAACUUGACAAAGCAAGUGGUCUGAUCAAGGUCGAUCGUAUUCUGUACUCAUCAGUUGUUUACCCACACAACUACGGAUUUAUCCCAAGAACCAUAUGUGAAGACAGUGAUCCCAUGGACGUGUUGGUAUUGAUGCAGGAACCUGUACUGCCUGGCACUUUCCUUCGUGCUCGUGCUAUUGGACUAAUGCCUAUGAUUGACCAGGGGGAAUCAGAUGACAAAAUCAUAGCAGUAUGUGCUGAUGACCCAGAAUUUCGGCACUACACAGACAUCAAAGAACUUCCUCCUCAUCGUCUUGCUGAGAUUCGCCGUUUCUUUGAGGAUUACAAGAAGAAUGAGAACAAGUCAGUGAAAGUGAAUGACUUCCUCCCUGGUGCUGAUGCAGUGGAAGCUAUCAAAUAUUCCAUGGACCUGUACGCGUCCUACAUCGUUGAAAGCUUGAGGCAAUGAUUCGGUUAUGGGGUAUGGUUUGUUGGUGUGGAAACUAGUUGUGAUUGUAGUAGGACUUGAGAGGGGGUGCCAAGAGACUUGUAAUGGUAUGAAGAAUGGUUUUUAAAAAAUAAAUCACCAAACCAGAAACUAAUCGGGUCUCUCAGAAUGGGGGAAAACCAUGUGAUUGUGUUUGGCAAAUCUGAAUAACUUUUCUUUUUCCUUGGUUAGAGCUUAAUAUCACCCAAGGAUUAUUGAGGGAUAA
Cynara cardunculus var. scolymus (artichoke) is the source of this 983-nucleotide messenger RNA. Its product is annotated as soluble inorganic pyrophosphatase 1-like. Gene Ontology annotation, cellular component: cytoplasm. Lineage: Eukaryota; Viridiplantae; Streptophyta; Magnoliopsida; Asterales; Asteraceae. The transcript is spliced from 9 exons. Gene Ontology annotation, biological process: phosphate-containing compound metabolic process. The record is from RefSeq and is a predicted model, not a curated record. The coding region runs from base 95 to 739 and encodes 214 amino acids. Gene Ontology annotation, molecular function: inorganic diphosphate phosphatase activity; magnesium ion binding.